Molecule: messenger RNA, 5734 nt
Organism: Coregonus clupeaformis (lake whitefish)
Lineage: Eukaryota; Metazoa; Chordata; Actinopteri; Salmoniformes; Salmonidae
Product: telomerase-binding protein EST1A
Exons: 19
Coding region: 31-5382 (1783 amino acids)
Biological process (GO): nuclear-transcribed mRNA catabolic process, nonsense-mediated decay
Cellular component (GO): telomerase holoenzyme complex
Molecular function (GO): protein binding; telomeric repeat DNA binding; telomerase RNA binding
Source: RefSeq, a predicted model, not a curated record
GUGUGUUUGUGUUGUUGGAUAGAGACGAAGAUGGCGGACGAAUUAGACCUCAGUGAACUAGACAGAGUACGGAUUUCCGCAUCGGAACUUCGAGUUGAAGCGUCGAGUUUCUUCAACCACGGCGAUAGUCACAGAGAGGAGCAAGAAGAGGAGGGGAGUGGCGAACGCCCGCAGCAGCAUCACCACGGCAACGACGCAGCAAAACACCCCGAUCUGCAGUGCUACACGCCAGAGGCCAUCCACGGCAACUGUCGCCAUGACAGCAAGGACAGCAACAUGGUGACCUCCCCUCAUCACCUUGGAGACCCUGUAACCAUGACCUCUGACCCUGAAGAGGAGCUGGUGAUGUCAUCGCCGCAGAAGGAGGAGGAAGAAGGGCACAAGAUGGCCGCCAUUGAGACGGUUUCAACUGAACCUGGAUGUACAGAUGGAGGGAUGGGGAAGGAAGGAGGGGAUAAAUGUGGAGGAGGGGGUAGUCAUGGUGGGGGAGGUUUUACUUUUAACCGGGAAGGCUCUCGAUCAUCUGCACAACAGAGGACUCAAAGAGGUGACCACCACACCACCAGAGCCGACAAUAACAACAGUAGCAGCAAUGGUAGCAGUGCAGGGGGGCAAUCGGGCUCAGGCGGCGGACCACAGAGCUCCAGACAGAGGGAUGGAGGGAGAGAGAAGCACCACAGUGGGAGAGACCCAGACCUCCCGGAGCCAGCAGGGGGUUACCCUGGCUCUUCCAAGCCCACCAGGAAGACUCGUAAACCGGACCGGGAGAUCUAUCAGCCGGGGGGCCGGAGGAGCACCACCAGCACCCAGGGGAAGGAGGCGGAAGCGGGAAGAGAGACGAAGAAACCAGCCCCUACCCCUGGGUCUGGGUCUGUUAGACAGGAGGCUGUAGCCAGGAGAGAGCCAGCCCCUACCCCUGGGUCUGGGUCUGUUAGACAGGAGGCUGUAGCCAGGAGAGAGCCAGCCCCACAAAGAGAGACUGGAGGAGAGAGAGGGGGAGGGAAAGAGAGAGAGGAGAAGGGACGAGAGGAGAAGGGCAGAAGGCAGGGGAGGAGAGAGACUGGCAAAGCAGCAGCAGUCUCAGUCCCUGGAGUGGAGAACCUGACUGGGAAGAUGAAGAAACUCAGUGUGACUGCCCCAGCUGGGAGUGAGGAGGAGGAGAAGAGAGGAGGAGGAGAGAAAGGAGAGGGCCAGGAAGUAGACAGGAGGAAGAAGGCUAGCAGUGAGGGAGGAGGAGCAGCAAAUGAAGGAGGUGAGAAGAAGAGCGAGAGGGGAAACCGCAGGAACAGAGGAGGAGGAGGGGGGGAGAAGGAGGGCAAUCAGAAUUCCAGGAGAAGAGGAAGAGGGGAAGGAGGAGUGGGGAAGGGUGAGCGAAGGAUGACUGAGAAAGAGAGAAAUAGGAGAGAGUUGGAGGGGGACAAAGAGAGGGAAGCGAACCGUCCUGCAGAUAGACAGCCAGCAAAAGGAAGAGAGAAUCAGAGGGAAAGAGAGACACCGAGGGAUAGAGAGACGGAGAGGGACAACCAGAGAGGGAACAACAGACCCCGAGACGUAGACAGAGAGAGGGAUGGAGAGAUGGAGAGAAACAGAGAGAGGCCAGUGGAGGUGAGCGAGCGGUGCAGAGCCGACACUAACCCUGACAACAACAACAAUAACCACCCAUCAUCGUCCUCUAAACGUUACUCCAAGUCAGACAUCAGAAGACCCAGGAACCGCACCUACAGCACCAGCUCUGCCAGCAGUGGCACCAGUCUGGACGGACCUGGACAGGGACAGGGAGGGGGGCUGGGGGAGGACGGGGCCCGACGAGACCGCCUGGGGCGCAGGGAGCGAGAAGGAGGGGAGGGAGGAAGAGGUCAGUUCCAGAACAGGAGGAGAAACACUAGAGACUCCUCUACUGACUCACUGGAGGAGAGCAAGAUGGGAGACUGGAUGGAUGAGAGGAGGAGGAGAAGGAGGAGAGACGGAGCAGAGGAGGACUGGAGCCCAGAGAUGAGAAAGAGGGAGGAGGAGAGCAGAGGGACAGAAGGGGGGCACAGAGGAGGAGGAGGAGGGAGAGGAGGACUCCUGAGAGUGUCUCAUAGUGACAGACAGUCAGGCUUCUCCCAGGCUACCUCAGGCCCCGGCGAGGACCCCCAGGGGCGACGCAGACAGGGCACUGGACCUUGCGGCAGGGGGAGGGGCAUCCUCAUCCUCCCCGCCCACACCGACCUCUCCCAAUCGUCGGCGGAGCCCGGGCUGAGGCUCCUGUUUGGUGGGAUCCGUGGAGGAAGAGAGGCGGGGCUAGGGAGAGGAGGAGGAAGGGGCGGAGGAACAAGGCGUCUCUGGGACCCGAACAACCCCGACCAGAAACCCGCCCUCGGGCUCUCCCAGCAUGCAUCGCUCCAGCAGCAGCAGCCCAUGUACCUGCAGACAGGUGUUGGUUACGGAGCGCUGCACUUCCUGGAUACAGAUGACGAGGCUGCAGGGAGUCCCCCAGUCCACCAGGGGGAGCACUUCCACCUCCAGCAGCAGGCUGCAGCCAUGGCCCAGGCCUUCUAUAAGUACCAGAACUCUGACAACCCUUACCCUUACAACGCCAACCCUAACCCUAACCCCAACACACGCUACCCCUACCCUUACCACACUAUGCCCACCGGCCCCUACCAGAUCCCCCCCUCCAACGACAUGUACCCGGGUCAGUUCUACGGGGGGUACAGGGGCCAGGGGUACCCGGCUGGACCCGAGGCUGCAGCACCAGCAGGUGGAUCCGGAGCAGGUCUAACCCUUGAGGAGGCGGAGCAGCAUGCCAGAGGAGAGCUGGGGAGACUGCUGAGAGCUGCAGACAGCCAGGAGUUACAGCUCACUAACCUGUUGUCUAGAGACAGUCUCAGUGCUGACGGACUGGAUCGCAUGGCUCAGCUCAGAGCUGACCUAUUGACCCUGUACGAGCGGGUGAUCCUAACAGACAUAGAGUUCAGUGACAGUCAGAACCUGGACCAGGCUCUAUGGAAGAAUGUGUUCUACCAGGUUAUAGAGCGCUUCAGACAGCUCCUCAAAGACCCCAGCGGAGACUCAGCCCCGCACAUCACCACCAUGCUGCUGACGCUGCUGGACGAGGGGGCAGUAUUCUUUGAUGCACUGCUGCAGAAGCUUCAGAUGGUGUUUCAGUUUAAACUGGAGGACUACAUGGACAGCAUGGCCAUCAGACCACGACCACUACGCAAAACGGUGAAGUAUGCUCUGAUCAGUGCCCAGCGGUGUUUGAUCUGUCAGGGGGACAUCGCCCGUUACCGGGAGCAGGCCAGCGACUCGGCUAACUACGGCAAGGCCCGCAGUUGGUACCUGAAGGCCCAGCAGAUUGCUCCUAAGAACGGACGACCCUACAACCAGCUAGCCCUGCUGGCUGUCUACACGAAGAGGAAGUUGGAUGCAGUGUAUUACUACAUGCGGAGCCUGGCUGUCUCCAACCCCAUCCUCACUGCCAAGGAGAGCCUCAUGAGUCUGUUUGAAGAAGCCAAACGCAAGGCGGAACAGAUGGGGCGGAGGCAGGAGUCAGAAGGGGGGUCCAGGGGCCCGGGGGUCCGGGGGGGAGGAGGAGGACGGGGGGAGCAGGGGGCCAGAGUAGAGAUCUGGGUUCGCCCUAUCAGCCAGGCAGCGGCUCUCUCGUCACACCGCGGGGGCAACGAGUCCAGCAGAGACUCUGAACAGGACGGAGAGCUGGGCAACCUCAGCGCGAGUGAUCUCAAUAAGAGGUUCAUACUCAGCUUCCUUCACGCUCAUGGAAAACUCUUCACUAAAGUGGGCAUGGAGUCGUUCCCGGCGGUGGGCAGUCGUGUUCUCCAGGAGUUCCGAGCACUGCUCCAACACAGCCCCUCCCCCCUGGGCAGCACGCGCAUGUUACAGAUCAUCACUAUCAACAUGUUCACUAUACACAACGCUCAAAGCAGAGGAGGAGAUGGUGAGGUGAGGUCUGUGUUACAGGAGCAGACUACAGCUCUGGGUCUGGCCAUGUUCUCUCUGCUGGUCCAGCGCUGCACAGAGCUAUUAAGAGAUACACCUGCAGAGUCCAUCCCCGAGGAGGAGAGAGAACAGGGGGAUGAGGAGGAGGAGGGGAUGGUGAGAGUUUCUGCCUUCCCAUUGGACCUGAGGGAGCUGCUGCCUAGUGUCAAGGUCUGGUCUGAUUGGAUGCUUGGACAUCCCAACCAAUGGAAUCCUCCACCUUGUAGUAUAGACUCUGGUGUGUGGCGCAGCCUGGCUGACCUGUGUAAUGCGUUGGCACGUGUUGACCACGGGGAGGCGCCGCUGUACAAGGCAGACGGGGACGGAGGGGAGGGGGAUGAGGAGCUCCGCCUGCUGCUAUUGGAGGAGGACAGGCUACUGGCCGGCUUCGUCCCGCUGCUCGCCGCCCCGCAGGAACCCUGCUACAUAGACUGCACCAGGGAUACCGUAAUAGCAGCAGACUGUAAAAGGGUAACAGUGUUGAAGUAUUUCCUGGAGGCUCUGUGUGGUCAGGAACAACCUCUCUUGGCCUUCAAGGGAGGGAAGUAUGUUUCCAUGGCAACCUCUCCCCAACCCAGCAGCCCUGGUGACGCCCACGGUCGACACGACUCACAGACCGAGAGAGAGAGUGAUGACGUCAUCGUGGAGGCAGAGUCGUCUGUUUCGGAGGGGGAUGAGGGCGGGGGUAGCGAGGAUGACAUCAGAGAGCUCCGGGCCAGACGCAGCGCCCUCACUAACAGACUGGCUCAGCAGCAAAGACGCAGGGACAAGAUACAGGCGGUGUUACAGACGUGUGGUCAGUUGGAGUUAGAGGUGCGUCCUCUUUUCCUGGUCCCCGACACCAACGGCUUCAUCGAUCACCUCACCGGCCUCAAGACACUACUGCAGUCUAGGACUUACAUACUGGUGGUGCCCCUCAUAGUGAUAACAGAGUUGGAUGGUCUGGCGAAGGGUCAAGAGAGCUGCGGAGGCUCCGGCGGUGUUCGUGGCGGCGGCGGUGGUUCCCGUGGUAACCCUGGCGGUGGGGGAGCGGCCCACGCACGGGCGGUCCAGGAGAAGGCCAAGGUUGCCGUGGCGUUUUUGGAGCGAGGGUUCGAGGCCAGGGAGCCCUGUCUCAGAGCGCUGACCAGCAGAGGAAGUCAACUGGAGUCCAUCGCCUUCCGCAGCGAAGACACCUCCGGACAACAGGGGAACAAUGAUGAUGUCAUCUUGUCCUGCUGUCUCCACUACUGCAAAGACAAGGCUAAGGACUUCAUGCCUGCACAGAGAGACGGUCCGGUGCGGUUGCGUCGGGAGGUGGUUCUUCUGACAGAUGACCGUAACCUGCGGGUCAAAGCCCUGACCAGGAAUGUGCCGGUCAGAGACAUCCCCUCCUUCCUCACCUGGGCCAAAGUGGGCUGAACCGGGUCACACAUUAGACCACGCCCAGAGGACCCAAACAACCAAUCAACUGCUGAGAACCGCUGGCCACCUCCCACACCAUCGGAGUGGAGGAGGAGCCUAGAAACUAAUGCAGAAGAGAAGACUGAUGGAGAGAGAGAAGAAAAAUUGAAACUAAAAAGCAUUUUUUUUUUGUGGAUUGAGUUUAAUGGGCUGAGAGCUUUUUACCCUCUCGUUGUGAUGAGGUGUGUGUGUUAACCACUUAGCUCAUGGAGCGAGAGAGAGCGGAGGGAGGGAAGGAGGAGAGGAGAGGAGCAGGGAGAGUUUUAAGAGAUGCAGGAAGGCUGGACCAGGAGGAGAGGUAGAAGACAGA